Messenger RNA from Sparassis crispa, 873 nucleotides. Its product is annotated as 26S proteasome regulatory subunit rpn12. The record is from RefSeq and is a predicted model, not a curated record. The transcript has 5 exons. Gene Ontology annotation, biological process: proteasome-mediated ubiquitin-dependent protein catabolic process. NCBI's taxonomy places the organism in Eukaryota, Fungi, Basidiomycota, Agaricomycetes, Polyporales, Sparassidaceae. Gene Ontology annotation, cellular component: nucleus; proteasome regulatory particle; cytosol. The coding region runs from base 1 to 873 and encodes 290 amino acids.
AUGGCUAACAUACAGCUCGCCCAACUCUACAAAGAUCUCCAACAAUCGUUCAAUGCGCGCCCUUGCGAUCUCAGGAAAUGCGGUAUCCUGCUUGCGCAACUCAAGAUUGGUCUGGUAGAAACAGGACUACUCAUCCCUCAUGGAGAUGUCAAUCUAGAUGACCUGGUCGUUGCUCGUGAUAUUCUAGAGAUUGGCGCAUUUUGGAGCAUACGGUCGAAGGACAUUCCCUCGUUCGACCGCUAUUUCUCCCAGCUCCUAACAUUCUACAAUGACUACAGGUCAGUGCCAUUCCCUCGCUCUUCAGCUAUUCCUGACCAGGUCUCCGCACGCGGUAUCACGUACCCGCUGCACAGCUCGCAGCUCCCUCCAUCCCCCCGCGAGUACCCCAUCCGCGGACUGAACCUCAUCCGUCUCCUCACGCAGAACCGCAUUGCUGACUUUCAUACAACGCUCGAGUCGCUGCCCCUCCCUGCGGACUCGCUCACGCAGAACCCGUACAUCCGCCACCCGGUGAACCUCGAGCGCUGGCUCAUGGAAGGCAGCUACAGCAAGGUGUGGAACGCGCGCGAGGAGGCGCCCGCGGAGGAAUAUAAAUUUUUCGUCGACAGCCUGAUGGGCACUAUCCGGAAUGAAAUUGCGAGUUGCGAAGAGGCGGCGUAUGAGAGCUUACCGCUGAAGGAUGCUGCAACACUUCUCUUUUUCCCAAGUCAGUCGGAGUUGUUCGCCUUCGCACAACAGCGGGGCUGGGAAGUGAGCUUGUCAACAGGGAUAAUCACGUUCAAGAAGAAGGGCGAGGAGAAGUUCGAGAUACCCAAAGAAAAGCUCAUCACAGCAGACCUAGCAUAUGCGCGCGAGCUAGAGCAGAUCGUAUAG